Messenger RNA from Coregonus clupeaformis (lake whitefish), 959 nucleotides. RefSeq names its product fucolectin-like. The coding region runs from base 93 to 821 and encodes 242 amino acids. The record is from RefSeq and is a predicted model, not a curated record. The transcript is spliced from 8 exons. NCBI's taxonomy places the organism in Eukaryota, Metazoa, Chordata, Actinopteri, Salmoniformes, Salmonidae.
GAGGGAGAAGAAGAUCCAUCACGCACACUGAGACGGAGGAGAGGAGCGAGAGAUUCAGCUGAGGAAAAGAUAACCCUCUCAAACACAGAUCCAUGGAGUGGAGUCUGAGAGCUAUCCCUGUCGCUGGGAUUUUCCUACUCUUUCUGAAGGUCAGCGUACAGAUAGACAACUUGGCAUUGAAAGGAGUGGCCACCCAGUCAUCAGGGUAUGGCAAUGCUCACAAUGCCAUUGAUGGGAACAGAGAAUCAAACUAUGGGAAAGGAUCCUGCACCCACACUGUACAGGACACCAACCCCUGGUGGAGAGUGGACCUGCUGGAUGUGACCAGAGUGACAGCUGUCACCAUCACCAACAGAGGAGACUGCUGUCCUGAGAGGCUUGAUGGUGCUGAGAUCCAUAUCGGUAACUCACUGGAUAGGAACGGCAUCAAAAACCCCAGAUGUGUUGUCAUAUCCCACAUCCCAGCAGGAGAGACCCACACCUUCCAGUGUAAUGAUAUGGAGGGUCGCUAUGUUGUUGUGGUCAUCCCUGGACAGAACAGGAUUCUCACUCUGUGUGAGGUGGAAGUAUAUAGCAUUCCUGCAGCCCCCAAGUCAAAGAGAACGGUGGUGAGGAUGAAGAUCCAAUCAGAUGCUGAUCUGACAGACCAGGCAGUCAGUGACCAGCUCCUACAGCAGCUGCAUGUAGAGCUCAUGAAGCAGGGUGUGUCUGACGUUCAACUGCGCUGGAGGACUCAACCAGAUGGACAGAUUUUCCACCGUGAGGAAGAAGAGGAGGGUGGAACCACUCAGACAGGUGUCUGUGGAACUGAAGGGGGCUAGCCUGGUGAGAGAAUCCAAGGAGACAAAAUAGUUUUAACAUUGGACUGUUUUGAUGACAUAAUCUAUCUACCGUAAAACUUCAAUUAAACACAGUCUCAAAUACACACCUGUUUCAAAUAAACUCAAGGUCUAAAUGAA